GGAAGGGAACGCCCGUGGGCGGAAGUGACGUGCGCCGGCUCUAGGCUCUGAGGGGAGGUGUAGCCGGUGCGAGAAGGGAGGCGGUAGUGGCGGAAGAGGUUCAGCAGCUGAUGGCAGAUCAACAUCAGUCGCCUGUCUAAUGCUCUCCCUUGGUCUGGGAGCCCCUGCACUGGAUUCACAAUGACAUCUUUUCAAGAAGUCCCAUUGCAGACCUCCAAUUUUGCCCAUGUCAUCUUUCAAAAUGUGGCCAAGAGUUACCUUCCUAAUGCAUACCUGGAAUUUCAUUACACCUUAACUCCGUAUAUCCAUCCACAUCCAAAAGAUUGGGUCGGUAUUUUCAAGGUUGGGUGGAGUACUGCUCGUGAUUAUUACACGUUUUUAUGGUCCCCUAUGCCUGAACAUUAUGUAGAAGGAUCAACUGUCAAUUGUGUAUUAGCAUUUCAAGGAUAUUACCUUCCAAAUGAUGAUGGAGAAUUUUAUCAGUUCUGUUAUGUUACCCACAAGGGUGAAAUUCGUGGAGCAAGUACACCUUUCCAGUUUCGAGCUGCUUCUCCAGUUGAAGAAUUGCUUACGAUGGAAGAUGAAGGAAAUUCUGACAUGUUGGUGGUGACCACAAAAGCUGGCCUUCUGGAGUUGAAAAUUGAGAAAACUAUGAAAGAAAAAGAAGAAUUGUUAAAGUUAGUUGCCGUUCUGGAAAAAGAAACAGCCCAACUUCGAGAACAAGUUGGAAGACUGGAAGGAGAACUGAACAAUGAGAAAGAAAGAUGUGACCAACUUCAAGCAGAGCAAAAGGGUCUUAUUGAAGCAUCACAGUCCUUAAAAGUGGAAAAUGAAGAGUGUAAGAAGAGAUACAGUGAUGCUACAUCCAAGGCUCUCCAGCUUGAGGAGGAUAUUGUGUCAGUGACACAUAAAGCAAUUGAAAAGGAGACUGAAUUAGACAGUUUAAAGGACAAACUCAGGAAGGUACAACAUGAAAGAGAACAACUUGAAUGUCAGUUGAAGAUGGAAAAGGAUGAGAAGGAACUUUAUAAGGUACAUUUGAAGAAUACAGAAAUAGAAAAUACCAAGCUUAUGUCAGAGGUCCAAACUUUAAAGAAUUUAGAUGGGAACAAAGAAAGCAUGAUUGUUCAUUUCAAGGAAGAGAUUGGCAGACUGCAGUUCUGUUUGGCCGAAAAGGAAAAUCUGCAAAGGACUUUAAUGCUUACAACCCCCAGUAAAGAAGAUACAUUUUUUCUAAAGGAACAACUUCGUAAGGCAGAGGAACAGGUUCAGGCAACUCGGCAAAAAGUUAUCUUUCUGACUAAAGAACUAAGUGAUGCUGUCAAUGUGCGGGACAGAACGAUGGCAGAUCUACACACCGCACGCUUGGAAAAUGAGAAAGUGAAAAAGCAGCUCGCUGAUGCAGUUGCAGAGCUUAAACUAAAUUCUGUGAAAAAAGAUCAGGAAAAGACUGAUACACUGGAACAUGAAUUGAGAAGAGAAGUUGAAGAUCUGAGACUACGUCUUCAGAUGGCUGCAGAUCACUACAAAGAAAAAUUUAAGGAAUGCCAGCGACUCCAAAAACAAAUAAACAAACUCUCAGACCCGACAAUCAAUAAUAAUAGUGUCUUCACAAAGAAAAUUGGGACUCAACAGAAAGUGAAUGAUGCUUCAGUAAACACAGACCCAGCCACUUCUGCCUCUGUGACAGACAGAAAGCCAUCACCUUCUGGAGCAGAAGCAGAGUUUGAUGUGGUAACAAAGGGGCAAGUCUGUGAAAUGACCAAAGAAAUUGCUGACAAAACAGAAAAGUAUAAUAAGUGUAAACAACUUUUGCAGGAUGAGACAACAAAAUGCAAUAAAUAUGCUGACGAACUUGCAAAAAUGGAGCUGAAAUGGAAAGAACAGGUGAAAAUUGCUGAAAAUGUAAAACUUGAACUAGUUAAAGUAGAAGACAAUUAUAAACUUCAAUUGGCAGAGAAAGACAAAGAAAUAAGUGGUCUGACUUCACAUUUGGAAAGCCUCUCCAGGGAGAAGGAAAUAAAAGGGAGUGUAGAAAAUCAGGCUGAAAGGAAAAUGGAAGGUCAGCAUUCCCAGAGUCCUCAGCAGGUCUUACAGUGUCUUAGCACGUGCCCUGAACAAAAUGGUCACAUUCCUGCACUGCCAAAUGCACAGCCAGUUCUGCAAUAUGAUGGAGCAGAUGGUGCUUUUUACCCAGAUGAAAUUCAAAGGCCUCCUGUGAGAGUCCCCUCUUGGGGACUGGAAGACAAUGUUGUCUGCAGCCAGCCUGCUCGAAACCUUAGUCGGCCUGAUGGCUUAGAAGACCCCGAGGAUAGCAAAGAAGAUGAGAAUGUGCCUACGGCUCCUGAUCUUCCAAGUCAGCAUUUACGUGGCCAUGGGACAGGCUUUUGCUUUGAUUCCAGCUUUGAUGUUCACAAGAAGUGUCCCCUCUGUGAAUUAAUGUUCCCUCCCAACUAUGAUCAGAGCAAGUUUGAAGAACAUGUUGAAAGUCACUGGAAGGUGUGCCCAAUGUGCAGCGAGCAGUUCCCUCCUGAUUAUGACCAGCAGGGGUUUGAAAGGCAUGUUCAGACCCAUUUUGAUCAGAAUGUUCUAAAUUUUGACUAGUUACUUUUUAUUUUGAAUUAAGAUAGUUUAGCAGUUAACCCCCCCCCAAAAAUCAUCUCAAAUAGACCAGUGAGGAGACCACACACAUCACUUUCACCUACUCUUUAUUAUACUUUCUGACCAAGAGCUACUUUUGAGUUUGGUGUUAACUAGAGUCAGGGUUAAUCUUUGGCUUAUCAAUAAAUAUAAUUUUAACCUGUGUUACUCUUA
Messenger RNA from Otolemur garnettii (small-eared galago), 2814 nucleotides. It is a transcript of the gene TAX1BP1, whose product is annotated as Tax1 binding protein 1. The coding region runs from base 181 to 2604 and encodes 807 amino acids. The transcript is spliced from 18 exons. Gene Ontology annotation, biological process: negative regulation of apoptotic process. Lineage: Eukaryota; Metazoa; Chordata; Mammalia; Primates; Galagidae. The record is from RefSeq and is a predicted model, not a curated record.